AUGCGCCUUGAGCUAGUUCUUGAAGCAAAUGCCAAUGCACACUCUUACCGUCCGGGUGAUUGUGUACGGGGAGAGCUGCUCGUCUGGGGCCACAGACUCAAGCAGCCAUCGGAGAUCACUGCCGAACUUCAAGGUAAACUAAGUUUGCACUCCAACAAGCGUCAAAUUGGUGCAACAUCGUCCUCUACAUACACGGGAUCCCCAUGCAACAAGUCAGACGAUGUGGUGCACACACUGUUCCAACAGACCAAGAAGAUCAAACUCGCCACAAACAACUCGACCUUUAAUCCACAGAGUUACAAUCAUGACGCCGAUUACUAUGCCCCAUUUGACUUCACACUCCCAAACAGCACCUGCCAAUGCCGCUGCCAGUUACCGCCAUCGCUUGAUAGAUCAUCGUCCGGAUAUACAGUCAAAGUCGAAUACGCCAUAAUCGUAACCAUCAAACACCGUCUGCUCUGCCGAGUAUCGAGACUCAAAACUCUCCGCCGAGCCAUAUCCUUCGAGUCAGAGCCUUCGAUCCCCGUCUUACCAUCAUCGAAUAUCGGGUCUCUCUCUGCGAGCAAGCUAUUUCCAAAGCUAUACAAAGCUCUGGCUAGCCAAGGCGUCUCGAGGAUCAGAUCACGUUCUGAUGAGUGUCUACCUCAGUAUGAGCCUACGCUGCAACUCGAGCUAUUACUUCCGUCACCACCCAUACUGACCCCGGGGAGGCCAUCGGAGAUACAGUUAAUUCUGCAUACUCCGUCAGAGCUUAUUAACAGCGAGAACAUCUACAUACGCAGUGUCGAAGCGCAGUUGGAGACUUGCAUAGAAGCCAAAGUCGGGCUGGUGAGGAAGACUGUAACGGAGACACAGACAGGCUGGAGUCUCCAAGGUAUGUUCUGUGUUGAUAGACAGAACUUCGAGUUGGACCUGGGGGCAUGGGGACAAUACCUAAUCAUAGAUGCGCUGCCAACGUCUAAGUCGUGCGUGCUGGAUACCACUCAUUUGCUUCGCAUUUCGGUGGGGAUAUCUGUAGGCGGAAGCGAGAGGACCCAGGUUGUCGAGGCAUCUCUUGAAGUCAUCAUCAUCGGCGCACCACCUAGCUAUACUGCAGUGUAUAUCUAG
Fusarium fujikuroi IMI 58289 is the source of this 1107-nucleotide messenger RNA. RefSeq lists its product as uncharacterized. Bases 1 to 1107 code for a protein of 368 amino acids. The record is from RefSeq and is a predicted model, not a curated record. Lineage: Eukaryota; Fungi; Ascomycota; Sordariomycetes; Hypocreales; Nectriaceae. The transcript is spliced from 4 exons.